UGUGCCCUCCCUGUCCCUCAAGGCACAGUGGCUCUGUCACCUGGGCCCCCACAGCUGCCCAGGCCAUGGCACUGUGGUUGAGACCCCCUGACCCAGAGCUCUGUCUCCACAGAGCUGCUGCAGUGAUGUGGAGCAGCAUCGCCUCCUCAGGAACAGCAAUAGAGAAGGUGCUGCCCACACUGCUUGGAGCAAUGGAGGAAUGGCCAGUGCACGGCGUGUCCACAUCUGAUGACACCAACACAGGCAUCUUUGCCCUGGCUGCAACCCUGGCACUGUGGCACAUCAUCCAGGAGCCUGAAUGCGAAGAGGCCAUGAUCAGUCAUGCCCCACACCUCCUCUUGUCUCUGCUCUUCCAAAUUUCCAUGAGCACAGAGCAGAUGUCAGAGGAGGUCGAUGCUUUCUGGACGCAGUGCCAGGAGGAACAUGGCCUUCCCACCAACCCCAGCAGGUUUGCAGUACAGACCCUGAAGGCUCUGCUCUGCCGCCUGCACUGGGAGAAUGAGGUGGUGGCCAUUGAACAGAAGUGUGGCUGGGAGACACUGCUGUGUCCUGACACCCACCAUUAUGCAGUGGGACUGCUGGCCAGGGAGAUGCGACGUGUCCUUGUCCCCUUCCAUUGCGAGAUGGCAAUUCACCUGCUCGGGCUGCUCAGCAGGGAGGAACCCCACUGGGAGCUCCCUGCCCUGGCGUUCCUUGUAGAGAUUCUAGACUGUGUGGAUGGGAGAAAGUGUAACGACACAGUUCUGCCCAUCCUAUCAAGGAACUUGCAGAGCCUGUGCCCUGAGAGGCAGCGCCUGGCACUGAGAGGCCUCCUGGUUCUCAGUGUGGAUCCCUUGAUGGCCGACAGCAUCUGCAGCCUGGCUGAAAGCCUCCUGGAGCUGCUGCGUCAUGAAGAUGUAGAGAUGGUCGAGAUGACCCUCUCUGUCUUCCUGAACAUGCUCCAGGAUGAAGACCUUCAGGCAUUCGGCUCUGCUGCCCUGAAGCUGGCUGAGGAACUCCAGCCACUGUUUGAUAAUGACAACAGCCAUGUGCAGCUGCUCUCCAUUCGCCUCUUCCGAGAGGUGAUGGAGUUGGUAGUGGAAGAGGGAAAGGAGACACUUGUGCACCAGAGCCUGGUGCCGCUCCUCUUCCACUGCCAUGACGAGACCCAGUGCGUGGCAGAGGUGCCAGCCAUUGUGAGGUACAUCCACCAGUGCCUCACCUUCCACCUGUCUCCAGAUGUCAGGCAGCACAUUGACAUCCGCAGGCUCGCUGACAGAAACCCUCAUGAGGUCGUGAUGACUCUGCUGGGCUGUGCCCCAGAGUGUGACAGAGCUGCUGCAGUGAUGUGGAGAAGCAUCGCCUCCUCAGGAACAGCAGUCGAGAAGGUGCUGCCAACACUGCUUGGAGCAAUGGACGACUGGCCAGUGCACAGCGCUGACAUCUCUAAUGCUGAAAACAACACAGGCAUCUUUUCCCUGGCUGCAACCCUGGCACUGUGGCACAUCAUCCAGGAGCCCAAAUGCAAAGAGGCCAUGACUAAUCAUGCCCCACACCUCCUCUUGUCUCUGCUCUUCCAAAUUUCCAUGAGCACAGAGCAGAUGUCAGAGGAGGUCAAUGCUUUCUGGAGGCAGUGCCAGGAGGAACAUGGCCUUCCCAACAACUCCAGCAGGUUUGCAGUACAGACCCUGAAGGCUCUGCUCUGCCGCCUGCACUGGGAGAAUGAGGUGGUGGCCAUUGAACAGAAGCGUGGCUGGGAGACACUGCUGUGUCCUGACACCCACCAUUAUGCAGUGGGGCUGCUGGCCAG
Empidonax traillii (willow flycatcher) is the source of this 1789-nucleotide messenger RNA. RefSeq names its product maestro heat-like repeat-containing protein family member 7. The transcript is spliced from 11 exons. The record is from RefSeq and is a predicted model, not a curated record. The annotation marks the transcript as partial. NCBI's taxonomy places the organism in Eukaryota, Metazoa, Chordata, Aves, Passeriformes, Tyrannidae. Gene Ontology annotation, cellular component: cytoplasm.